GUAAUUGCUAUGAUUGUAUGGUAUAUUUAUAGGAGUACUUCCACGAUGGCCCAUCAUAUCUUAGACCUUCGUCGAACAUAUCGUAUCACCGUCUAAAAUCAACAUUAAGAUGUCUGUUCAAUUAUAUGCCUUUGCUCUUCUCGCCUGCAUAGUAACUGCCUACGGCGCAAAACUAAGCGAUGUUCAUAACACAGAGAUGGUACCCGUAGAAAGAGAAGGACGAAUUUUAGUAGUGCCGACUCUGGGAGACGUGAUUUUAACAGGGUUAAAAGUUACUUGGUUCCUCAUAUCAACGGCAUGGUCUCUCAUUGGCUACAAACUGGCGGCCAUCACCCUGCUAGCCGACGUGGCCAUCUGGAUCGCGCACAAUUGCCUCCACGCGAUCAUCGGUGCGGCGGUGACGCUGGCCUUCUGCAAGCUGACCGGCAAGUGCAGCCUGAACUACGCGGAGUACGAGCCUGACCUCGCUGUGGCUGCUAAGCACCUCGCCGACGGCACUGCUAAAUUUACCAGUUAAAUUAUAGAUUACUUGCUUCUUAAUUUUUUUCCAGUUGCCAUAUUUAUCACACUUGAAAUAAAUUAAUUUUAAAGAAACUA
Molecule: messenger RNA, 597 nt
Organism: Cydia strobilella
Lineage: Eukaryota; Metazoa; Arthropoda; Insecta; Lepidoptera; Tortricidae
Exons: 5
Coding region: 110-517 (135 amino acids)
Source: RefSeq, a predicted model, not a curated record